UCCCUCCUUGGUGCGCAGAAAACUGCCCACUAUCAUCAGCGAGUAUAAAGCUUUGACGCGAUUAAUUUUAAUAUCAAACUGCCCGAACCUGCUCUUUGCCAUUUAACAAAGAUGAGCUCCAACGAAUCCGCUGCGGGAAUUGCGCACGUCUACAGGGGAACAUUUGUGCACGCCACCUAUCACACAGCCGUGGAAAUUCUGGAGGAUGGGCUACUGGGAGUCGACACCGAGGGAAAGAUUGCUUUCAUUGGGAGUGGGAAGGAAGUGGACCGUCUGUCACAGAAGUGGGGUUUUGAGGCCUUUGCUGUUACACAGCUUGGACAGCAUGAGUUCUUCAUGCCAGGGAUGGUGGACACCCACAUCCACGCAUCUCAGUACAGCUAUGCAGGCACAGCCCUUGACAUGCCCCUGCUACAGUGGCUCAACACGUACACCUUCCCAGUGGAGGCCUGCUACAAAGACCUGGAGUUCGCCCGCAACGUCUACACCCAUAUUGUGAAAAGAACCCUGAGAAAUGGUACGACUACGGCCUGCUACUUUGCCACCAUACACACCGAUGCUUCUCUCCUUUUGGGCCAAAUCGCAAACGAUUUUGGACAGCGUGCCCUUGUGGGCAAGGUGUGUAUGGACAUAAACAACUUUAUCCCACAUUACAAAGAGACGCCAGACGAGUCCGAAGGGGAAACUAACAGGUUCAUUGGUGAGCUCUUGAAGAAGAAGUACCCCCUUGUGAGGCCAGUGGUGACCCCGCGCUUCGCCCCGUCCUGCUCCGCCACUUUGCUGGGCCACCUGGGAGAGAUCGCCCAGAACAACGACCUGCACAUCCAGAGUCACAUCAGUGAGACGAAGGAGGAGGUGAGUCUGGUGAAGGAGCUGUUCCCAGACUACGACUCCUACACAGAUGUCUACCACAGACACAACCUUCUCACAGACAAGACGGUGAUGGCUCAUGGUUGUCACCUGACCGAUGGAGAGCUGAAGCUGUUCAGGGAGACGGGGGCGUCCAUCGCUCACUGUCCCAAUUCCAACAUCUCGUUGUGCAGUGGUAUGCUAGAUGUCCGCAGGGUUCUGAACCACAAAGUAAAGCUAGGGCUUGGCACAGAUGUGGCAGGAGGAUACUCUCCUUCUAUGUUGGAUGCUGUGCGGAGAACACUGGACACCUCUAAAGCCUUGACCAUCCAGGACACCCAGUACCACACGCUCACCUUCGAGGAGGUCUUCAGACUGGCCACACUGGGAGGCAGCCAAGCCCUGUCCCUGGAUGAGAAUACAGGAAACUUUGAGGUAGGGAAAGACUUUGACGCUCUGCGGGUGAACACGGAUGCGGCAGGAGGACCCAUUGACCUCAUCAAUCAAGGGGAGGGGCCUAAGGUGCUCCUGGAGAAGUUCUUGAAUUUGGGGGAUGAUCGUAAUAUUGUGGAGGUGUACGUGGCAGGGAAGCGAGUGGUCCCAUUCGUAGAGAGACCAUAGAUUUGGGAUUUGUUGUUGGCUUGUUGUCAUCUGUCCCAGUCAGAACCCUCUACGAGUCUACCUGACUGCUUUUGUAACAGGAUACGAGGUGAUUGGAAAAUGUGUUCAACUGGAAGGAUUAUUACGAUGCGUGUUCAAUCUUAUGUACUUACAUACAGUACAAUCCAAUAGAUGGUAUUGCUGUUAAGUGAUACUUGCAAGAGCAUUGUGCAGGUUAUGGUUGUCUUUUAAGUUGUUACAUUGUUUCCCAUGCACCUGGGUCUUUUUUUACAUUUCUAAGUCAAGGAAAAUGUGUGUGUUUCUGAAUGCAUGUGUAGCUUUGUAUGUGUCCAGCUUAAAUUCUUCUUAAACCUAAAACCCACAAUGUAGCUUUAGGAGACAUUCUAAUAUGUUGAGUCUAAUAAAUGUAUAAUGUAAGCCUUGUUGAUUAUGAUCAUUGACUGUAUUUAACUCUUUAUUUUAUGUACUUGUUUUUAUCCUAUGUUAUUGUGUCACUGCUGUUCUGUGCUACAUUGCUGAGUUUUGUAGCAAAAGCUACAAACUAAAAAGGGGAAAAGAUUUUAGAAAUAUUUUAUUAAAGAGUAUUUGCAAGAUUUUAA
Molecule: messenger RNA, 2069 nt
Organism: Oncorhynchus nerka (sockeye salmon)
Lineage: Eukaryota; Metazoa; Chordata; Actinopteri; Salmoniformes; Salmonidae
Product: guanine deaminase-like
Exons: 14
Coding region: 112-1470 (452 amino acids)
Biological process (GO): guanine catabolic process
Cellular component (GO): cytosol
Molecular function (GO): guanine deaminase activity; zinc ion binding
Source: RefSeq, a predicted model, not a curated record